AGAUGACUCAAGAACCUUCCACAAUCCACAUGAAAAAAGGACCUAAAAAUACGGCUACAUUUUGGAAAACAUAAAUACAAUCGUUCCAUAAAAUUUCAAUAGAAAUAACAACUAACAAUAAUCAGGACAAAAUCCACCGUUUCUUUUCUUUGUUUCUCUCUCCUCUCUACAAUAGUCUACAUUAGCUUGUGUAUAGUAGUAGUAAGCUUGAAGAAGCUAAAAAAAUGGCGCAAGGAAGGUUAGGAAGAGGGUUCAUGUGGCCCAUAUUAGUGGUAGAUUUGGUAGUUUACCUUAUAAUUCUAGGCCUCUCUUCUUGGUCUCUUAAUAAGUACAUCGACGGCCAGCAAAAUCACCCUCAUUUAGGAGGAAAUGCGGCUACAAAUUACAUGCUAAUAUUUGCCCUUUUAGCAAGCACCACCGGGGUCGCGUCUGUGGUGGCCGGGUUUACACACUUCCGAGCAUGGUCGGUAGCGAGCAUGGCGGCAGCCGCCUCGUCAGCAGCCAUUUCUUGGGCUAUUAGUGGCCUUGCAUUUGGGCUGGCUUGGAAGGAGGUCAAGUUAGGUGGUCGUAGAGGGAAACGCUUGCAAACACUUGAAAUUUUCCUUAUAAUUUCUACGUUGAUCCACUUGUUGUACAUAAUGCUGCUUCAUGCUGGAUCAUUUAACCAGAAAUAUGGGUUGUCUUACGGUGGGCCUACUUCUGAAGGCCCAACUUCUGAAGCCCAAAAGACUACAGGCAGUGAGCCUCAUGUUGCUGCUUGAUUUUCAAAACUAAAAUAUUCUUGCUACUCUUUUUUAGGGUUGACUUGUAUCCUUAUUUGUAUGAUCUUUAAAGUAGGUAAUAUUUUUUUAACGGUGCAAAUCUGAUGGAAAUGUAAAUAAAUAUUAUAGUGCUAUAAUUUGUAGAUGAAUAAAUAAAUAUCAUAGUGCUAUAAUUUGUA
Molecule: messenger RNA, 940 nt
Organism: Beta vulgaris subsp. vulgaris (sugar beet)
Lineage: Eukaryota; Viridiplantae; Streptophyta; Magnoliopsida; Caryophyllales; Amaranthaceae
Exons: 2
Coding region: 225-761 (178 amino acids)
Source: RefSeq, a predicted model, not a curated record